UCCACCUUCUUCAGGUGUAGGAGAGGAGGAGUAGGAAAGGAGGAGUAGGAGAGGAGGAGUAACAAAAGUUUCUGGUCGCAGUCUGAGUGUGAUGUAGGUGCAGCGUGGUGGUGAGUGCGCGGUAUUGUGGGGUAUUACGGUACUCAUGGCGCUACGCUUAUGUGUCCGGAAAUGCGCGGGGUAGCCGCGGUGUGUGACAGCGUGCUGUAGCCGGACUGGCAGGCUGAUGCUCGGCAGUGAGUCCGGGGCUGACGGCGGUCCGGCGGGGAUCGAGAGCGCGGCGGUAUGGGUCUGUUAGCCCGGGUCCGAAAGGAGUGGUUCAUCAUCGGAAUCGUGUUGGUGAUCAGCGCCGCCAAGCUCGCUCCUUCUGUCGGAGUGAAGGGAGGUCCUCUUCGUCCAGAGAUUACCAUCACCUAUGUUGCUGUGUCGACCAUCUUCUUUAACAGCGGCCUGUCGCUGAGAACUGAGGAGUUGGCGAGUGCAUUGAUGCACGUGAAGUUACAUCUGUUUGUUCAGACGUUUACUCUGGUGUUCUUCCCUGUGGCCAUCUGGCUGCUUCUUAAAGUUCUAGCCCUCACUGCUAUUAAUGAAUGGCUUUUGAAAGGGUUGCAGACAGUGGGCUGUAUGCCUCCACCUGUUUCCUCUGCAGUCAUCCUCACUAAAGCUGUUGGGGGAAAUGAGGCUGCUGCUAUUUUCAACUCUGCGUUCGGGAGCUUUCUGGGGAUUGUUGUCACUCCUUUGCUGCUACUUGUGUUUCUCGGCUCGUCCUCCUCUGUGCCGUUCUCUUCGAUUUUCUCCCAGCUCUUCAUGACCGUAGUCGUCCCACUCAUAGUUGGGCAGGUGUGCAGGAGGUUCCUGAGGGACUGGCUAGAGAGGAGGAAACCUCCAUUCGGGGCCAUAAGCAGUUUGGUUCUGCUCAUGAUCAUCUACACCACCUUCUGUGACACCUUCUCCAACCCAGACAUUGAGCUGGACCACCUCAGCCUCCUCCUUAUCGUCUUUAUCAUCUUCUCCAUUCAGAUAACUUUCAUGUUACUGACGUUUCUCUUGUCUACCAGAGCAUCUUCUGGCUUUUCUGCAGCAGAUUCUGUUGCAAUUAUAUUUUGUGCUACGCACAAAUCACUUACGCUGGGUAUUCCCAUGUUGAAGAUUGUAUUUGAGGGUUAUGAGCAUCUCUCUCUGAUCUCAGUGCCUCUGCUCAUAUACCACCCAGCCCAGAUCCUGCUGGGCAGCAUCCUGGUGCCCACCAUCAAAACAUGGAUGAACACAGCUCAGAAGGUACCAAACAUUCAACCAAACACAAGACAACACGCCAUCAGCACAUACUGAGUCUAGACCACUGAAACACACACAGCAGUGAUGCCCACUGGCCUCCUUUCUACCGUGAAGCUCCACCUGGUUGAUGAGCAGCUGAAGAUCUCAGCUCAUCUGCUGAUGUACAGUUUGUGUUAUACUUUUAGUUGGGGGUUGUUUCUAAUAAAGUGGCCACUGAGUGACAGAGCGGAGUCAGUGUUUCUAAUAAAGUGGCCAGUGAGAGAAAGGACAAGGUGGGUGUUUCUAAUUAAGUGGCCAGUGAGAGGAAGGACAAGGUGGGUGUUUCUAAUAAAGUGGCCACAGUGAGAGGAAGGACAAGGUGGGUGUUUCUAAUAAAGUGGCCACAGUGAGAGGAAGGACAAGGUGGGUGUUUCUAAUAAAGUGGCCACAGUGAGAGGAAGGACAAGGUGGGUGUUUCUAAUAAAGUGACCACAGUGAGAGGAAGGACAAGGUGGGUGUUUCUAAUAAAGUGGCCACAGUGAGAGGAAGGACAAGGUGGGUGUUUCUUAUAAAGUGGCCAGUGAAAGGAAGGACAAGGUUGAGGUUUCUAAUAAAGUGGCCACAGUGAGAGGAAGGACAAGGUGGGUGUUUCUAAUAAAGUGGCCACUGAGUGACAGAACUGAGUCAGUGUUUCUAAUAAAGUGGCCACAGUGAGAGGAAGGACAAGGUGAGUGUUUCUAAUAAAGUGGCCAGUGAGAGAAAGGACAAGGUGGGUGUUUCUUAUAAAGUGGCCAGUGAAAGGAAGGACAAGGUGGGUGUUUCUAAUAAAGUGGCCACAGUGAGAGGAAGGACAAGGUGGGUGUUUCUAAUAAAGUGGCCACAGUGAGAGGAAGGACAAGGUGGGUGUUUCUAAUACAGUGGCCACAGUGAGAGGAAGGACAAGGUGGGUGUUUCUAAUAAAGUGGCCACAGUGAGAGGAAGGACAAGGUGGGUGUUUCUAAUAAAGUGGCCACAGUGAGAGGAAGGACAAGGUGGGUGUUUCUAAUAAAGUGGCCAGUGAGAGGAAGGACAAGAUUGGGGUUUCUAAUUAAGUGGCCACAGUGAGAGGAAGGACAAGGUGGGUGUUUCUAAUAAAGUGGCCACAGUGAGAGGAAGGACAAGGUGGGUGUUUCUAAUAAAGUGGCCACAGUGAGAGGAAGGACAAGGUGGGUGUUUCUAAUAAAGUGGCCAGUGAGAGGAAAGACAAGGUGUGUGUUUCUAGUAAAGUGGCCACAGUGAGAGGAUGGGCAAAGUGGGUGUUUCUAAUAAAGUGGCCAGCGAGAGGAAGGACAAGGUGGGUGUUUCUAAUAAAGUGGCUAGUAAGAGGAAGGAAAAAGUGUGUGUUUCUAAUAAAGUGGCCAAUGAGGGGAAGGACAAGGUGGGUGUUUGCAUGCAGGUGUAAAUCAUGCUUUUUGAUCUUCCUCUCAUUUAACCCUUCCUCCUCCUCCGUCUCUCUCUCUCUCCCUCUCAGUCUCGUAUCUUGUUACGCUAAGCCUGCAUGCCCCUCCCUCCUCUGCCUGCAAGUCCUUGUCAGCACUGAAACUGACCAACCUGCAGCCCGUCUGAGAUCUCUGCAGAACCGUGACCAAAGCCGGAAUCAACAGGAUCAACCAAACCUGACCUGACCCAAACCUGCUGGGUCCGGGUGCGGUUCUCUAGUUUACCAUAAGGGAUGAGGGACGCCCUCCUCCUGCUGAAGGAAGCGCUGGAUGGAUCAAAAGUGCCUUAAUGCAUCACAGUUUGAACUCUGGCAGCUGCUGCAGCUCGCCUAUCUACAGGGAGAAACUCUAGAAUUCCAUUUUUAACAGAAAUGUAAAUGUAUAUCUUUAUUUUUAUAUGAAGUGUUUACCAUUUCCAGAGACUACGCCAGAUUUCCUAAAGCAGUUUAUUUUUCUUUGUGUAAAAUGUUACUCUAACUUUUAUUUUACCUGUUUUGUAUUUUUUAACUACACUCUUGGCAUCACCGAAAGCCUAGAAGCAAUUGGUUAGUUUCUGUCUGAAGUAUUUUUUACAACAAAAAAAAGGUUGAGGAUUAUUUUGGUAUCAAAUCAUCAUAAAUAUUAAAACGGUAAAAAGGUUUGAUUUGUUAAUAUUAUGUGAUUUAUGCAGCAAUGUGAUGUUUGGGGUCAUGCAGUUGGCCAGGUCUGUAGGGUAAAGGUGGUGGUGGUGAUGGUAAUGGUGAGUUCAUGCCCAGUUUUUGUGCCGAAAACAUCAGAUUUGGAAGACAGCCCUCUGUGCACUUGUCCACUGUACUGCCAUGUUGCUUUCAAACAAUAAAGCACCAUUGAGACCAGUCUGGA
Astyanax mexicanus (Mexican tetra) is the source of this 3593-nucleotide messenger RNA. It is a transcript of the gene slc10a7, whose product is annotated as solute carrier family 10 member 7. The coding region runs from base 286 to 1329 and encodes 347 amino acids. The transcript has 21 exons. The record is from RefSeq and is a predicted model, not a curated record. Gene Ontology annotation, cellular component: plasma membrane. Lineage: Eukaryota; Metazoa; Chordata; Actinopteri; Characiformes; Acestrorhamphidae.